UUCAGACUGAGAUCCUCAGAAGAUCCAGAAUGAAGAUCCAGAUGUUUCUGUGUUUUCUGGGACUGAGUUUUCACGGCGCUGCUGCAGUGAGUCAUUCUCUGAAGAUUUUAUUCAUUGGUCCCUUUCCAGUCCAGAACCUCCCAGGGUUCAUAAUUCUUGUUUUGGUUGAUGAUGUUCUGAUGACUUACUAUGACAGCAACAUAACAACAAUGGUUCCUAGACAGGACUGGUUGAAGGAGGUAGUAGAUGAAGAGUUCUGGAAAAGUUACACUAAAAUCAGUCUGUAUGCCCAGCAGACCUUCAUUGGCGACAUAGAAAGAGCAAAGCAACUUUACAACCAAACUGAAGGUGUUCUUGUGGUGCAGUUGAUGUGUGGAUGUGAGUGGGAUGAAGAAACUGGAGAGGUCAAAGGUUAUAGUCAACUAGGUUAUGAUGGAGAAGACUUCCUUUCUUUUGACCUGAAGACAGAAUCAUGGACUGCUGCAAACCAGUUUGCUGAAAUCAUGAAACAUCAGUGGGACAAUAACAAACCUUUCAAUGCAGGAUGGAAAAACGACCUAGAUGAGAUUUUUCCUAAAUGGCUGAAGGAAUUUGUGAACUUAGGAAGGAGAUUUCUGAUGAGAACAGUUCUUCCAUCAGUGUCUCUCCUCCAGAAGUCCUCCUCCUCUCCAGUCAGCUGUCAUGCUACAGGUUUCUAUCCGGACAGAGCCGACCUGUUCUGGAGGAGAGAUGGAGAGGAGAUCCAUGAAGGAGUAAAGAAAGGACAGAUCCUCCCCAACAAUGAUGGAACUUUCCAGAUGAGCGUUGAUCUCCAACUUCCACCAGAAGCAGAAACGCAUAGAUAUGAAUGUGUGUUUCAGCUCUCUGGAGUCAAAGAAGACGUCAUCACUGAACUGGAGAAAGAACAGAUCAAUACCAAUGAAGGUUUGAAGCCUCCCAGUUGGAAGAUCAUCACUGGUGUUGUUGUUGCUGUUGUUGUUGAUGUUGUCGCUGUGGUUGCAAUCAUUGUUUACUAUAGAAAGAAGGGUCAGAGUCCCAGAUCCAGAACAGAAGUAGAACUAACUCAAAUGUCUGCUUAGUUACAUUUAUCUCAAGUUAUCUUUACCCCAGAUGCAGUUUAACUAAAUUGAAAGUAUGAUUUA
Messenger RNA from Oryzias latipes (Japanese medaka), 1142 nucleotides. It is a transcript of the gene orla-uha, whose product is annotated as major histocompatibility complex class I-related gene protein-like. Gene Ontology annotation, biological process: immune response. The record is from RefSeq and is marked provisional. Gene Ontology annotation, cellular component: external side of plasma membrane. Lineage: Eukaryota; Metazoa; Chordata; Actinopteri; Beloniformes; Adrianichthyidae.